Messenger RNA from Aureobasidium namibiae CBS 147.97, 1350 nucleotides. RefSeq lists its product as uncharacterized. NCBI's taxonomy places the organism in Eukaryota, Fungi, Ascomycota, Dothideomycetes, Dothideales, Saccotheciaceae. Bases 1 to 1350 code for a protein of 449 amino acids. The transcript is spliced from 5 exons. The record is from RefSeq and is a predicted model, not a curated record.
AUGCCUCCCAAGUUGAACACGUCUAACCAUCACUCGUCUGAUCCGGACAAUGAAGUCGUCUGUCCGAUCAAGUCUGCUGAUGGCAGCAACUGUCGCAAGAAAUGCUUGGGCGAGAAGCGUUUCCGCUCGAUGCAGGAGCAUAUCCGACGCGCGCAUCCAGAGUACUAUAUUCCAAAGUUGCCGGCAACCAAGGAAAGCUUCGACUUGAUGAUCAACUCACCACCGUCUGAGCGGCCACCCCGAGUGGAGCUGUGGUCGCCGACGUCUGCCCCCCGCCAACCGCGAUCACAACCUGCAGACCACCACCACAACAACGACCAGUAUGCAGUUGGAGGACCCUCUGCAGGCGGGCUGGGCCCCGUUCAGAUAGCUCCCGACGGCUACGGCUUGCCAGCAGAGUACCGAAGGGGCUCCCUUAUCCCCGCUGCGAGCGCGGCCGCCACCCUGGCGCAGCUGCACUAUGCUCGACCAGAUGGAGAAUGGGACAAUGAUCAAAACUAUUUCAACGACCAUGUGACCGACGCAAAGAGAGCUCACAUGGUAGAUCCCACCCUCUCUGCCGGCCAGCAGUUCCUCGAUAGCCAAUACCAAGAAGACCAGAGCCACCCCUCGGGCCUCUCGCUGCUCAAGUCGCCAUCGAGCCGUCAGAACACGCUCCCUCCCAUGCAGCGUUCCAUCUCCCAUAGCUCACGUCCUCGUAAAAAUUCGCUGACACAAAGUGCCCGCAAAGCAAAGCACGAACGAGACAAGAUCAAGAGCGAGAAUCGCAAGGCCCUCAGUGCCGAGCCUAACAUGUACGGCAAGAGAUGGGAAGAUCUGAUAGACGCCGCCACGUCGGCUACAGAAGAAGACAGAGACCUUACUCCUCUGCCCGUCUCGCCCUACAAAUCACCACAAGUCGGUACACGCACACCAUUAGCCCCCUUCGCCCUGGGCUCUCAGUUUCAAUCAUAUACUGCAUCUCCAUUACAACAAACCCUCACACCUCCUCCUGCUGAUGCAGACGGACCUCCUCUGGACAUGGGACCCUUCCCUUCCGUCGAAGACACUGCCGUUUCAUCCUCUCUUGAUUCGAAUCAAUCAGGCAACAACUUCCACAUCAUGCCAUCACAAAAUCUCUCUUCAGAUUCAUCACCAAUGUUCUCGAAUCCCGUCCAGAUAUACUGCGCAGGCUGUAGGAGGCUUAGUAUUCUCAAGGAGUGUUUUGCCUGCACAGAAUGCAUUUGUGGUCUCUGUACAGGUUGCGUCGAAGCACUCAUGUCAGAACAACAACGCGGACGCAUAGCACAGUGCCCACGAUGUCGCUCAAUGAGUGGACGAUUCAAACAAUUCCAGCUCGACAUACGCUAG